AUGUCUACGGACAAGAUUCUUGAUGACAAAGCUAUUGCUAUUGAUGAGGUUUCAUCAAUUUCAUCAGAAAGUGUACAGAACGUCUUCGAAACUCACAAACCAGACGAGUACGUUCUGGAGGAGGUUCAGAAAAUAGUAGAAAAACACAAUUUAGCUGAAUAUGAGGAGCUUUUGGUAAGGGGAGCUCUAUUUGCAAAUAGACCUGAAAUUAUCGAAAGUGAAAAAUAUACUGCUGAAGAAAGGCAGCUCAUAGUGAGGGAAAGAACGCAUCCCAUUUUAUCUUUGUCGCGUUCAAUGAUUAUGGCAGCCAUCUGCACUUCGUGUGCUGCCAUCAACUUUGGUAUGGAUGAAAGUGCUAUUGGGGGCGCUCAGCUACAGUACCAGAAACAGUUCAACAUUACGAAUGUGAACAUUCAAGGAUUAACCGUUGCCGCUCCAUAUUUAGCAGCUGCUGUCUUUGGUGCGCCACUAACUGUCUUUUUAAGCAAUCAUUUAGGAAGAAGAUGGGUGGUAUUUAUCAGUUGUUUGGUUGCAUUUUCAGGUUCGUUAAUCCAAGCAUUUGCGAACGGCCUUCCAGCAAUGCUGUUUGCUAGACUUUUCAUGGGUAUAGGAAUGGGUCUAAACUCUUCGACUGUGCCAAUUUAUACCGCAGAAUGUUCGCCAGCUGUCUCAAGAGGUGCGAUUCUAAUGCUCUGGCAGACUUUCAUCGCCCUCGGUGUGGCGCUAGGCUCGAUUUUCAACAGGGCUUUUGUAAACAUUGAAGGUUCUCUAUCCUGGAGGUUGAUGAUAGGUUCAUCCGCUGUGCCUCCAAUCAUCACGGCUUUGUUGAUAUUCUUUCCACCUGAGUCACCAAGGUGGCUGAUUGUAAAUGGGCGUACAAACGAAUCAUUUGAGUCGCUAAUGAAGCUCAGGUCGUGCCCUUUAUCUGGUGCAAAAGAUUUCUUUAUCCUUUAUGAGUCUCUAAAAUUCGAAUCUGAAUUAGAGACCAAAUUGACGAAGUGGCAGCAGUUUACUUCUUUAUUCACCGUCCCAAGGAAUAGAUUUGCACUCAUUGUAUCUUCAAUUGGAAUUCUAGGUCAGCAAUAUGGUGGCGUCAACAUCUUGGUCUCAUACACCACAACGAUUUUAACAAAUGCUGGUAUUGAUCCAGUCACAGCCAUUGGUGGUUCAAUCGGUAUCGGUGGCGGCUGCUUUUUGGCCACAUUUGUCUCCUCUCAGCUAAUUGAUCGAUUCGGCAGGAGAAAGAUGCUUCUUUUCACGCUUCCUGUGGAAGGUAUCUGUUUGUUCUGGUUAGGAGGCGUCAUUAACAUUACUAAAGAUCAGCUGCGUCUAGGGUUAGGGCUAACAUCCAUGUAUGUUUACGUUUUGUUCUAUGGUACUGGAAUCGGACCGGUUAGUUUUACCUUAGUCGCUGAGACACCUUCAAUUAGUGUGAGGAUGGCUCACAGCGCCUUUUGCAUGAGUUUGAACUGGAUAUUGGAUUUUUGUCUGAGUAUGACUUGGCCAAAAAUGAAUGACACGAUGACGACCUCAGGUGGGCUUUAUUUCUACGGGGCAUUCAAUUUUGUGGUCUGGGCACUUUCAUAUUUUUGUAUUCCCGAAACAAAGAGGUACACAUUGGAGCAGCUUGAUGAAGUUUUCAAAGGAGGAGUUAGUCACUUCUUUAAGAAGAAGCUGAGAAGGCUUUUUGGAAAGCACUAA
This is a messenger RNA of Torulaspora globosa, 1701 nucleotides long. RefSeq lists its product as uncharacterized. Gene Ontology annotation, cellular component: membrane. The transcript has a single exon. The coding region runs from base 1 to 1701 and encodes 566 amino acids. Gene Ontology annotation, molecular function: myo-inositol:proton symporter activity. Gene Ontology annotation, biological process: transmembrane transport. Lineage: Eukaryota; Fungi; Ascomycota; Saccharomycetes; Saccharomycetales; Saccharomycetaceae. The record is from RefSeq and is a predicted model, not a curated record.